AUGGUCGGGUGGGCCACAGCUGGAAGCGGCUCCCAAGGAGGGAGGAGGCGUACUGCUGCUGCUACUGCCGCCCUGGAUGAUGAUGAGGAUGACGACGAUGGUAUACCUAUCAUACCGGACCUAGAGGAGGAAGAGGAGGAGGACAUGACCAGGUAG
Molecule: messenger RNA, 156 nt
Organism: Perkinsus marinus ATCC 50983
Lineage: Eukaryota; Perkinsozoa; Perkinsida; Perkinsidae
Exons: 1
Coding region: 1-156 (51 amino acids)
Cellular component (GO): intraciliary transport particle A
Source: RefSeq, a predicted model, not a curated record